AUGCGUGCCACUGUUGCUCUGCGAAGCGUCGCUCGGACUCCCCUGAUCCGCUUUGUCGGUCGGCGUUCUGUGCCUCAAUCCAUUGAUCACACUCCUCGCCCUCACCCUGCUUCUCCCUCGGGCGUUCUUCCCGACUCUUUCGCUGCCUACCGCUCCAAGGCUCAGCAGCACGGCCCUCUCGGUCGCGCUUCUUUCUCUCAGGGAUCCGUCGGCCGCUCAGCUGGAGCUUCUCUCGGCCCUGUUCAGCCCAACCAAGGCGAAUUCUUCGAUCGUGCUGAGCUUCCCGCCAGAUUCCACCGUCUCCCAUGGACUGAAGCUGAGAUUGAGGCCAUUGAGACUGGCGGUGCGAGCCUUUAUGCUUAA
Aspergillus udagawae is the source of this 363-nucleotide messenger RNA. Its product is annotated as alpha-ketoglutarate dehydrogenase subunit KGD4. The record is from RefSeq and is a predicted model, not a curated record. Gene Ontology annotation, biological process: 2-oxoglutarate metabolic process. The transcript is spliced from 2 exons. Lineage: Eukaryota; Fungi; Ascomycota; Eurotiomycetes; Eurotiales; Aspergillaceae. Bases 1 to 363 code for a protein of 120 amino acids.